This is a messenger RNA of Solea senegalensis (Senegalese sole), 4219 nucleotides long. RefSeq names its product copine VII (gene cpne7). NCBI's taxonomy places the organism in Eukaryota, Metazoa, Chordata, Actinopteri, Pleuronectiformes, Soleidae. The record is from RefSeq and is a predicted model, not a curated record. Gene Ontology annotation, biological process: cellular response to calcium ion. Gene Ontology annotation, molecular function: calcium-dependent phospholipid binding. The transcript is spliced from 16 exons. Gene Ontology annotation, cellular component: plasma membrane. The coding region runs from base 322 to 2013 and encodes 563 amino acids.
CCUCCUCAGCUCCUCAGCUCCUCAGCUGCUCACCGAUGACUUCAGGCGGAUCAAACCAGAGGGACAAACAGCCAGCAGUGUGUGAUGGGAGCUGAAUAAAACACACGUGUGUGUGUGUGUGUAAAGAGUAAAGAACCGCAGACAGGGUCUCAACAGGAAUCUCUGUUCUUCCCUCCCCACAUCCACACACAAGUCAAAAGAGUGCGUCUCCUCUGCCACGUCUUCACUGAGAUCCUCCUGCUGACCACUGCACGGACCCGUCCCUCGCAGCUACAGCGGAAGCCUCCACAUCAGCAACUGCUCCUCGUGCACUGAGCCAGGAUGAACGACAUUCAGGAGGCCACGUCGCCUGCAACCAGCCUCAGUGGUCCGGCUGCCUGCGUCUCCAAAGUAGAGCUGCGUGUGUCCUGCAAAGCUCUGCUGGACCGAGACACGCUGAAUAAAUCCGACCCCUGUGUCAUGCUCAUGGUGCAGACCAAUGGACAAUGGACAGAGUUGGACCGAACAGAAGUGAUCAAGAGCAACUUGCACCCGGUCUUUGCCAAGGUUUUCACGUUGGAUUACUACUUUGAAGAGGUUCAGAAGCUGCGCUUCGAGGUCUACGACAUCCACGGCACUCACAGCAUCGGGACGCGCGACGAUGACUUCCUGGGAGGUGUGGAGUGCACUCUUGGCCAGAUCGUGGCCCAAAAGAAGAUGGUGAAGCCUUUGUUGUUGAAAUAUGGGAAAUAUGCUGGCAAAUCCACCAUCACAGUGCACGCUGAGGAAAUCUCUGGCAACAACGGAUAUGUGGAGCUCUGCUUCUGUGCCAAGAAGCUCGACGAUAAGGACAUCUUCAGUAAAUCAGACCCGUUUUUGGAAAUCUACCGAAUCAACGACGAUGAGACUGAACAGCUCGUGCACAGAACCGAGGUGAUUAAAAACAACCUGAACCCUGUGUGGGAGCCUUUCAAAGUGUCGCUCAUAUCCCUCUGCAGCUGUGAUGAAGAGCGGAAGCUCAAGUGCCUCGUGUGGGACUACGACUCGAGGGGGAAGCACGACUUCAUUGGCGAGUUCUACACCACUUUCAGGGAAAUGCAGAAAAUUUCCAGUGGAAAUAAGGUGACGUGGGACUGUGUGAAUCCCAAGUACAAGCAGAAGAAGAGGAACUAUAAAAACUCAGGGGUCGUCAUCCUCAGCGACCUCAAGCUGCACAGAGUCUAUUCCUUCUUGGAUUACAUCAUGGGAGGAUGCCAAAUUCACUUUACAGUUGCCAUUGACUUCACAGCAUCCAAUGGAGACCCGAGGAACAGCUGCUCACUACACUACAUCAACCCGUACCAGCCCAACGAGUACCUGAAGGCUCUGAUAGCAGUCGGCGAGAUCUGUCAGGACUACGACAGUGACAAAAGAUUUUCAGCUUUGGGUUUUGGUGCCAGAAUUCCCCCAAAUUAUGAGGUGUCUCAUGACUUUGCCAUUAAUUUCAAUCCGGAUGACGAUGAAUGUGAAGAGAUCCAAGGGGUGGUGGAGGCUUACCAGAGCUGCCUGCCUAAGAUCCAGCUGUACGGCCCGACCAAUGUCUCUCCCAUCAUUAACAGGAUAGGCAAGCUGGCAGCAGGCGACGGCAACAUUAAAGACGCUUCUCGAUACCACAUCCUCCUCAUCCUCACGGACGGCGUAGUGACAGACAUGGCAGACACACGUGAAGCCAUUGUGCGAGGCUCGUACCAGCCUCUGUCCAUAAUCAUCGUCGGUGUGGGUAACGCAGACUUCACAGACAUGCAGAUUCUGGACGGGGACGACGGGGUCCUGCGCUCGCCGAAGGGCGAGCCGGUCCUGAGGGACAUCGUGCAGUUUGUGCCGUUCAGAGACUUCAAGACGGCUUCACCUGCGGCCCUGGCUAAAUGUGUUCUGGCAGAGGUUCCCAAACAGGUCGUGGAGUACUUCAGCCACAGGGCCAUCUCCCCCAUGUGUCCAAUAAGGGACUUACACACGCCCAUCCUCAGCCCCGUCGCCACCACGCCUACCGAAUAACAAGCCACCCAGGGACCGAGCUUUGGUCACAGCACCAAUCUGGCAAAGUGGGAGGUGGAGAGGGCGCAUGCCUCGCUACUCUGGACAAGAACUGAAGAGAAAUGUCUCUUUUUUAGAUGUGCUGUUACUCAUUUAUUUCACUUUUCACAAGGGCGGAGACUGGUGGUUGUAUUUCUUGGCUCAGAGUGAAUCCAGCCGUUUGCUUCGGCUGAGCAAAGUGACCGUCCACCUGUCUGAGCGGCACGAGUCCUUCCUGAGGACUGCGUGUGUUUUUAUUCUUCUUGUUUUUAUGCAUGCAAGGUAAACCUCUCAGUGCUGAUCCAUCAGUCAAACGCAGGUCUAUUAUCGCUGCCCAUGAAACUCUACACCUCACGUUUGUGUGAUAUGUUCAAUUAUUAUUAUUUUCAGAUCAUUUUAAGGAUGUACUGUACACAGUGUGCCACGGUCAAAACUGGAUUACCCAACUUUAACAUGUUGACAAUACUAAAUUCAGACGUGAAUCUCUGACCUGUAAGAAGUUAUGCCGUGUUUCCACCGGCACGGCACGGCACGGCACGGCAUUUAUUUAGCGACAGCACUGCUGAUCAAACAAACCCUGCCGCUGUAUAUCUUUUGAACUGAUUCUAGUGAUUUCAUUAAGUUACACUAAAGGUGACUGCUAAUCCGUGCCGUGCCGUGCCGUGCCGCGCCGUGCCGAGUGGAGGUGAGCUGGGACCAUAGGUGGAAAAGGGGCUAUAGACUCUCACCUGCCUCUCUGACUGCAAACUUAGAUUAAAGACAAUAUAACAGCAACAGUUCACCGUUCAAUUGGUCACCGUGCCGUUAAAACAUCUGCCAAGCUCCAUUUGCAAAGUCCGUUGUCGGCGAAACUGCAAUAACAUUUUUUCCUGCAGUAGAAGAAGAACGAUUGCAACAUGAUUUUUGUCUUUUGUCCAGUGGCUGUGACGUAAGCUGUGAAAAUCAAACCAAGUCAUCUCGCAGCUGCCUUUACUGUGGCGUAUUUCUGUCUAAUGCUUUCUAUACAGACUAUACAGCUCAAGGUUUCUGGUGUGGAAUGUUUAACGGCAGUUAUAUCAGAAUAGUUUUUAUCAGUUUAUAUCAGAAUGAUAAAAACAGUGUAAGUAACGACGAAGCUUUUUCAUAAAACUAGUAUUUAAUGUUUGCUAAUCAUCGCUCUUGUGCAUCUUAAUAUCAAAGUGUUCAGUGAAUCUAGUCGUUUUUUCUGCAAACCUGUUCAGCGUUGCGAUGUUCAUAAUAUCCAAGGAGCUAUAACCUUCACUUGCAUUUGCCUCGUCAGAAUGUUCCAAGAGUCGCCUGAAACAAAAACAGCUGUUAUGCUGUGACCUCAGUGUCUUUCAAGGAGCACAGAGAGGAACACGAGAAAAAGAAGCUCCUUCACACCUUUAGUUCAAACCAAAACAACUGUCUGUCCCAGCAAAGCAAACGUUGAACUCAAACAAACGGCAGAAGAGAAGCAGAAAUAGGCUGUGAUACCAACUUUGAUGAUAUUAUGUUUGCAAGAACUUGAACAGAUCAACAUGUACAAACCAGUCGAGCUAUAAUAACAUAUAGUAAACGAUAGAACAGCUGGACAGACUGAAAUGUUCUUAAAUUAAGAACCCACUUACACUUUAACAAGUAUAUUCUUUUAUUUGUGAUUUAGUAGAUUACAACGCUAUACUCUGUAUUUUCUUGGCGUGUUUGUGUUGAUGCCGUGAAUGAGUCUGAAUUGUGACUAAUUCUCUUGGCCAGAAAACCCGGCUGUUGCCGUUGAGAGCACAGGAAGAAUAGUUUGUCUUCACAGCGACUUGUUUUCACACAAACACAAACGCAACCGAUGUUAAUCUUUAACUUUGAUUUGCCCUCUGGAGCUCCCCAAGCCCUCCCCCCGAGUCAUGGAUGCACGUAAACGCAGCUCUGCACCGGGCUGCUCUCUGAACUCCUUUGAAGAUCGUAGUGAUUGAGGUUUCUUCUGCCACCGUGGAUCACAGAACAAGGCCUAUUGAUUCAGGAUGGGCCUGGAAUUAGAGUCAUGCUCACUUACCUGUGAGUUAUGGACGAGACAACACAGAUGCAAACGUGCGGAAAUAGUCUGCGAGGAUGGACAACAUUUGGUUUUAUUGGCUAUUUACUGAGCAAACACCUCUUUUCAUAUGGUGAGUUGUUUGUUUUUCAUUUUUCUCAUGAUAUUUCAUUUUCAUACAUU